AAUACCUUAAGGGUUGUCUGACUUACAGCAUGUCCGACAGCAAUCACAAAGAAAGUGGUAAAAAGCUUGCCAAUAACUUGGCUCAAGGGGAACCUGAACUUUCUUGGCCUUAUUUUGAGUCGAGAAUUAUUAAUUCCAAAGUGAACAGUGUGAAACUUGAUUGGCCGUUAUUAAUAGAUGCAACGGUUUACAGCAUAGAGAAGUUUCACAAACGCCUUGGCUGGCUUCAGGUUGAGUGGAGUACCCGCUCUCCCGUAGAGGUUACUAAUAUGGAAGAAAACUUCGGAUAUCGACUGCGCAUUAAAGCCUUGAAAGUUUCGGAAGACGGAAGCCGCUAUGUGGCCUUGGCCAUCUCGCCAGAUAUUAUUGCGUGCACGGCGGCAGCACUGCCAUCAACCAAUUGCUUAAACCGAGCCAUCAGAAAAGGCCAGCAAUUUCUGGUUAAGCGUAUGCUACGGCGACGUCCGAGCUUAAUAGAAUACCCCGCUCCGAACGGGUUGCUGCCACUUGCCAAUGCAAUUAUUCAGGGAGAGAUGUGCAUUAUUGACGUGCUGCUAUCGGCCGGCUGCAGCGUUCAUCUAGGAUAUCCAGGAAGUGGCCGAACACCGCUUCAUCUGGCUUUCUAUCACGGUCACUUGCCAUCCGCGCGCAUUUUGCUGAACAAGAAGGCGCACCUGGAGGCGACGGACAGCAAUGGCAUGACCCCUGCUCACUGCGCCGUCGAUGCCAAUCAGUUGGAAAUGCUUAAAUUUGCUCUCGAGGCGGGGGCGAACGCGGAGGCCAGGGACAUCUGUGGCUGGACCCUUCUUAUGCGAGCAGUGGUCAUGGACGCUAGCAUGGAGCUCAUCAAAGUUCUUGUUACACACGGCGCAGACCUGGCGGCUUUGGAUGCCGUCGGCAAAUCCUGCACCGACUUGGCAAAACUUUAUCGCAGGCAGGACGUAAAGGAUUACUUUGACAAGGUGCAAAAGUUUAGGCUGGAAAAGUCUGCCGCGACCGCAGACGCGAUGACAAGGGCGGCAGUAGUAACAACUUACACAAAAGAAGUUUCAGUGGUGAUAGUGAAAACAAAAUGGAAGCUCUAACGAAGGUUUUAAGCAAUCGCCAUUAAAGCCAAGAGAAAACUCCGGAUGUCUCGACUAUCAGACAACCGAUACUCAGCUAACCAACUUGAAAAUAAAUGCACAUCAAUGUUUACAUUUCUAUAUACCUUACAUUUUUAAAAUUUUUCACUUUUAAAUUUCAUUGUGAUUCAUUGAAGAUAUUUUGCAAUAUAAGGUCAAACUAAGGUCCUUACUUACUAA
Drosophila suzukii is the source of this 1304-nucleotide messenger RNA. It is a transcript of the gene flip, whose product is annotated as ankyrin repeat and SAM domain-containing protein flippy. Lineage: Eukaryota; Metazoa; Arthropoda; Insecta; Diptera; Drosophilidae. The record is from RefSeq and is a predicted model, not a curated record. Gene Ontology annotation, molecular function: protein binding.